GGCGACCAGCACCCCAUUCCUGUUCCCCUGGUGCCUGAUGAUGUUAAGCUCUCAUGGUGGAACAACGGGGCGGUGCUUCGCCGUGCCGGAUUAGACCAGUUCCAGGUAGUCUUGUUGAUGGCAGAGGAGGAAAAACAAAAUAGAAGAUUGAUCGCCUGGAUUUACUCGUCCGAGACCCGCGAAUGGGGUAAUCCCACCUCGACAUUGCUUCCAUCCUGGGACUUCUUAGGAGAUAUGGCCAAGCCUGCUGUGCUCGCUGGGAAUUCGCUUUACUGGAUCCUUGUUGGUAGUUCAUCAAGCAUCCUUGAGUUUGAUUUGGGUACGGAGAGAUUAAUUGUGAUACCUGUGCCGCGGCAAUUGCAUAUGAUGCACAGGAGCCACUACUCGAUUUUGCAGGCUGAUGGGGGUGGGCUUGGUUUCCUCUGUCUGUUAGAGUGGGACUACAAGGCCGUGUUAUACAACUGGAAGACAGAUUGUGAUGGCGUUGGUUCAUGGGUGAUCGUAAGAGUCAUUGAGCUGGACAAGCUACUUUCACUGAAUGAAGAGAAGAAGUACAAGCUACUUUGCGAGAAUGAACAUAAGGCGGGCACAGGGAUACUAGGGUUUGCUGAGAAGAAUAAUGUGAUACUCUUGAAGACGUUUAUCGGCCUGUUUAUGUUUGAGCUUGACUCAUUGCAGUUAAAGAAACUUCCCAGGACCCACGAGCACAUAUUCGAUGUGCAUGAAUUCGUCCAUGCAUUUGAAUGUGUCUACGCUGCAGGUACAGGCUUUGGUGGUGGACAUGAUGGAGCAGAAGUUUUGCACAAUGCAUAAUAUGUUUGUCCAGACAGAUAUGCUCUCAUGGUAUACAAAUAGAGUAGAGUAUAUAAUGUGGCAUUUUUAUGGAUGACCAGUACAAAUUUGUUCGACAGAUGAGAUCGAUUGCCGCGCAUGUGUGUUGGAGAUGCAGACAUGGCUUCUUGGGUGUGUGUGUGGAAAUUGCCCCUCUGUGUUGCAUGCAUUGGUGAUCUGUGAACUGGAGUUUCAGGAGUCAAUUGCUUCAUUUGCUGAAUAAUGUAUUAUGUUGUACUUUUUCCCAAUUCUGGCUGAUGGAUGUUGACUGUUCAACUGCACGCAGCGAUCCACUGCUGCGUGCCACCCUAGAGCUCGACGGUGUCCGUCUCUGGUUGUUGUACUGUUAGAAAUGUUGCAAAUUGUUGUUGUACUAUUAGACA
Triticum dicoccoides is the source of this 1214-nucleotide messenger RNA. RefSeq lists its product as uncharacterized. Bases 118 to 813 code for a protein of 231 amino acids. The record is from RefSeq and is a predicted model, not a curated record. The transcript is spliced from 3 exons. Lineage: Eukaryota; Viridiplantae; Streptophyta; Magnoliopsida; Poales; Poaceae.